AUGGACAUGGCGAUGAGUAAUGGAAACGACAGCACAACUCCACACGUCCACGGCCCCGAGGAAUUAGCAACCGCAGCAGCAGCAGCAGGAGGAACAGCAACAACACGCAUCCGUAAACGCAUCCCCAAAUCGUGCCGCCGCUGCCACCGCCGCAAACAGCGGUGCGUCGGCGCCCCCGUCUGCGCAAACUGCGAGCUCGCGGGGCAGGCCUGUAUCCGGUCGGAUAGUGUGCCCUCGUGGCACCAUGGGAUGUCCAAGGGGGCGCUUGCGCAGCGGAUCGAGACGCUCGAGGCGCAGCUUGCUGCACUCACGGAGAGUAACGGGUCGGAGGUUGGGGAUCGCGAACGAGAUCGGGAUCGGGACCGCGUCCCGAGUCUACAGGGUCCAGGGAGCUGUACGACGGCGAGUGCGAGUGCGAUCGCGAGCUCACCCAGUGAAACAGACACACACGGCGGCGGCGUCAUGCACUUCCUGAUCCAGGGCCAGGGGUACGAGAAUAAAGUCGAGGGCAACUAUCUCGGCCCCUCAUCCGGCCUCGCGAUCGCCGAGAACAUCAGCCGGAUCGUGCAGGACGCAGUCUGGAAAUCGAUCCCCGUCAACGAGACACACGAGUUCCUUGCGCCCUGUGAGAACGAAGUGACGGGCCCCGCGCCGCCGCCGGACGACGCGAUGGGCGCGAGGCUCCUCGAGGCGUACUUUAAGAGCAUGCAGAUGCGGCUCCCCUUCCUGUGCCGGUCGGAGAUUUACGAGUUGCAUGCGAAGCGGCAUCUCCCGGUGGGAAACACGACGGCGGAGCAGUUUGCACGGUUCAAGAUCUUCAUGGUGUAUGCGAUUGGGGCGGCGAUUCUCAAGAUGACGGAAAUGUACGACUCGACGCCGCCGAGGCAUUACUUUGUCACCGCGAUGCAGUACCAGCCCUCGCUGCAGGAGUCCCUUUCCAUCAACAGUAUUGAAGCGCUGAUGCUGAUGGCCAUGUACAACGUCCAGUCGGCCGCGAGCUCCAGCGUCUGGUACAUGAUGGGCCUCGCCAUGCGGAUCUGCGUGGACUUUGGGCUGCACCGCGAAGCACAGUAUCGGCGACUGCGGCCGUACGAGGCCCAGCGGCGCCGACGGCUCUUCUGGAGCGUGUACCUGCACGAGCGGUCCGUUGCCUGGUCGCUGGGCCGGCCGUUUAGUAUUACGGACGAGGAAAUCGACGCGGAGCCGCCGGCCGACAUUGACGAUUCGCUGACAGAUGAUCGCGCAAUCGAAGAGAUGCGCCAAAACCCAAAGAGCCCGCAUGAGCGGUGGCAGGGCCCGAACAUUCGCUGCGCACUCACCUGCAUCAAGCUGUCGCGGAUCUCGUCGGCCACGCGUGCCAAGGUGUAUCGGCUUGAUCGCGAUGUCGCGACUCUCUUGCCAGAGGUGCCGCCCACAUUGGCUGCCCUGGAUGAGUUCCAGAGGAAUAUCCCUGCCCUCUCUGCGUACGAGGAUGAUUUCAUACAUAUGCACUGGAAUGGCGCGAUACGGACAUUGUUACACCCGUUUCUGAGCAUCUUACCGCCAGACGAUGAGCUUGCACGAAAGUGUCUGCAUGCGUCGGGGCAGAUGUGCCAGUACUUCAAGCGGCUGCGACAGCGCGACUCGACGUGGUAUUCGUUCAUGUUGAUAAAUACGAUCUUCAUGUCGGGGUUGACGAUAUGCCUCCUUCUCUUCCGCUCCCCAAGCCUCUGGACAAUGUCCGUCUCCAACGAUCUCCGCGCCUGCUCCUCCGCCCUCUUCGUCAUGGCCGAGCGCCACCCGAGCGUCCGCAAGUACCGCGACGCCCUGGAGACAACCAUCAACCGCGUAAUGGACUACGUCAGUGAUGCGCAGCAGCACGAGCACCGGGGCAUGUCCAGUGUUCCGGAGAAGCCGCCGUGGGGCGUGCACGGACACGGACAUGGGCAUGGGCUGGAUCGGUCGCUUACGGACCCGCCAACACCGGGGUUCCUCAUCCCCUCGCCGCUGGCGAGUCGGGGGCAUGGGAACGGGGGUGGGGGUGAGCAGACGCCGCGAACGCCCGAGACGCCGGAUGCGAGGACGUUUUCGGGGUUGUUUGCGGAGGACUUUUGGGCGGGGGAUGCGUUUGGAUUGCACAUGGGGGAGACGUUUGGAUUGAGGGUGUAG
Molecule: messenger RNA, 2148 nt
Organism: Aspergillus calidoustus
Lineage: Eukaryota; Fungi; Ascomycota; Eurotiomycetes; Eurotiales; Aspergillaceae
Source: the annotation of a GenBank genome assembly